Microplitis demolitor is the source of this 2721-nucleotide messenger RNA. RefSeq lists its product as uncharacterized. Bases 1 to 2721 code for a protein of 906 amino acids. The record is from RefSeq and is a predicted model, not a curated record. The transcript is spliced from 3 exons. Lineage: Eukaryota; Metazoa; Arthropoda; Insecta; Hymenoptera; Braconidae.
AUGGAUUCUUCCGAAGAUUUAACAAUUACUCGGGCCAUAAGAAACUUGAUAACAACAGUAGCUGAAGCAUAUGAUGAACUUUAUCAAAGCGGUUCGGUAAAUAAUGAAGUAUCUUUAAGAUGGGCAAACAUUUGUAUCGAUAAUAUUGAUUAUUUUAAUUCAAUAUUGUCUGAUCCGCGCUCUAGUGUUCACGAGAAACGGUGUGUACAAGCAAACAUUUCACUUUCAUAUUGGUACAACGAAAGGUGUGCGCCUUUGCAAGCUGGUUAUUCUACAUUCAUCAAGCUGCCUAAAUAUAUCCGAGACAAAAAAGCAGUGUUGAAUAUUGAAAAUUAUGAUGAGUAUUGUUUCCUGUGGUCCAUCAACGCUGCUAUAUAUCCAUAUAUGCCAGCUCAUCCCGAAAGAACAUCAUCUUAUCCUCAUUCCAGCACAGUGUUAAAUUAUCGAGGUAUUCAAUUUUCAAUCCAACUAAAAGACAUAAGUACUUUCGAAAAACUUAACAAUUUAUCAAUAAAUGUUUAUGGCUUAGAGUCAAAUUUCGUAAAAAGAAAAAAAAAUAAGUCUAAUGAUAUUGUACCAUUAUAUUUAAGCAAUAAUAUUAAUUCAGCUAAAGCAACGAUUCAUCUGUUAAUGUUGGAAACUAAUAAUAAUAGCAAUGAAAUUGAUGAUAAUCCUAGCAAUUAUAGACCUAUAUUUCAUUUUGCUUGGAUUAAAAAUUUUUCACGCUUAGUUAAAAGUCAGUUAAGUCAAUCUCAUGCUAAAUUAUUUUUUUGUGAUCGCUGCAUUUGUCAUUUUAAGCAUGAAACUGCUUAUAUGAAGCAUCAACUAGAUUGUUUGAAGUAUAAUAAAGUUAGAAUGAGAUUACCAGAAAAUGAUGAGAAAAUUAUGCGAUUUAAAAAUUAUAAAUUUAAAGAUUCAGUGCCCUUCGUUGUUUAUGCUGAUAUUGAAUGUACGCUUAAAUCUGAGUCUGAUGAAGUUCAAAAGCACGUCCCGCACAGUGUAUCAUUUUAUAUCCACUGUAGUUAUGACAAUUCACUAUCUAAAUUUGAAAUAAAUCGUUCUGCUGAUUGCAUAGAAUGGUUUGUCCAACACUUGGAAAUUUUAGGGCGAAAACUUGAUAAUAUUCUAAAAAAUGACGUUAAAAAAAUGCAUCCACUUAGUACCGCUGAAGAAAAUUAUCAUAAAACAUCAAAAAACUGUCACAUUUGCGGUAAACCAUUUGUAGCUGUCAAUGAAAUAAGAUGUUACGAUCAUUGUCAUUUUACUGGAAAAUAUCGGGGUCCUACACACAAUUCAUGUAACUUAAAUUAUAAGCAAUCUCAUACUAUCCCAGUAAUAUUUCAUAAUUUAUCUGGUUAUGAUUCCCAUUUUAUAAUAAAAUCUUUAGUAUCGGUUUUCAAUGGUGCAAUUACAAUUCUACCGGUAAAUAAAGAAAAAUAUAUAUCUUUUACUAAAACUAUCGAAAAUACAAAUGUUGAGUUACGAUUUAUUGAUUCAUUUCGUUUCAUGGCUUCUAGCAUAGAAAAAUUAGCAUCAUAUCUUAGUGAUGAUAAUAAAAAUAUAACACAACAUUUUUAUCCUGAUCCUGAGAAAUUUAAAUUAGUAACACGUAAAGGUGUAUUUCCAUAUGAGUAUAUCAACUCAAUAAAAAGACUUGAUGAUGAACAAUUACCGGAAAAAAAAUUAUUUUAUUCUAAAGUUAAUGAUGAGAGUGUGUCUGAUGAGGACUACAACCAUGCUCAACAAGUUUGGAAUAAAUUUGGUAUUCAAGCACUUGGCGAGUAUUCAGACUUAUAUUUAAAAACAGAUGUCUUGUUAUUAGCUGACAUAUUUGAAAAUUUCCGUAAAAGUUGCUAUGAAACAUAUGAGUUAGACCCUUUACAUUAUUAUACUGCUCCGGGACUUGCUUUUGAUGCUAUGUUAAAACAUACAGGCGUUGAGUUAGAAUUAUUAGACGAUCCACAAAUGAUUCCGUUUAUAGAAAAAGGUAUCAGAGGUGGUGUAUCGCAGUGUGUAAAUCGUUAUGCUCAAGCUAACAAUCGUUUUAUGGGAAAUGAUUUUAAUCCAAAUUUAGAUGAAUCGUACUUGAUGUAUUUCGAUGUAAACAAUCUGUACGGGGCUGCAAUGUGUAUGUCUUUACCGCAAGGAUCAUUUGAAUGGGUAGAAAAUUUUGAAUGCACACAAGAUAAUAUUGAAACUCUGUUUAAUUGUAGUGAAACUGAAGGAUUUAUUUUAGAGGUGGAUUUGAAUUAUCCAAUAGAAUUACAUGAUCUUCAUAAAGACUUGCCAUUGUGUCCCGAACAUUUUGUACCUCCUGACAGUAAACAGUCAAAAUUAGCGACAACUUUAUAUCCAAAAGAAAAAUAUAUAAUUCAUUUUAGAAACUUACAGCAAUGUCUCGAGCUAGGUAUGGAGCUUGUAAAAGUUCAUCGAGUUUUAAAAUUUAAACAAUCAGCAUGGUUGAAACCUUACAUUGACAAAAAUACUAACUGUAGAAAGAAUGCCAGAAAUGAAUUUGAGAAAAACUUUUAUAAAUUGAUGAAUAACGCGGUUUUCGGAAAGACAAUGGAAAAUGUUAGAAAGCACACAGACGUUAGAUUAGUUAAUUCAUGGGCCGGUAAGCAUGGUGCUAAGAGUUUAAUUUUAAAACCUAAUUUCCAUAGUUUCAAUAUUUUUGAUGAAAAUAUGUAUUCUCGAUUUAUCAAAGACUUUUAUUUAUGA